CUCCACCCUCCUCCCUCCUCCCUCCUCCCCCCUCCUCCUCCUCCUCCUCGGCCCUCCUCUUAUAGCCCAUCCGAGGCCUCCAAGCAAAGUAUUUUUUUGUCACUUCUCUGUCCCCUUCAUCGUCACAACCGCAAUGUCUUCGUCUCCUCCCCUUCUCUUGCUCUCCCUUUCGUUCCUCCUCCUCCUCCUCCUCCCAUUCUCUGCCAUCUCUGCUCCCGUUACCCUCCAACUCAGCCGACAUCCCCUGCCGUCCCACCCCGACCCCCUGCACCGCCUCGCCUCACUCGCUUCCGCCUCCGCCCUCCGCGCAUCCCUCCUCAAGAACCGCCACCGCCACGCCUCUCCGCGUCCUUCUCGCUCCCCUCUCUUCCCCCACUCCUACGGCGGCUACUCACUCACCCUCGCCUUCGGCAACCCGCCGCAGCAAAUUCCUCUCCUCCUCGACACCGGGAGCCACCUCACCUGGGUCCCUUGCACCUCCUCCUAUCAGUGCCGUCGCUGCUCCUCCCCCUCCGCCGCUCCCAUCACCCCCUUCCUUCCCAAGUCUUCUGCCUCCACCCGCCUCGUGGGCUGCCGCAACCCCCGCUGUCUGUGGAUCCACUCACCCGACCUCCUCCUUUCCCGUUGUCCUGCCUGCAACUCCACCUCAGCCGACGGCUGCCCGGCUACCGCCUGCCCGCCUUAUGCCAUCAUCUAUGGUUCUGGCUCCACCGCUGGGCUCCUCAUGCUGGAGACACUCGCCUUGCCCGGCCGCACCGUCCCCGACGUCACCGUCGGCUGCUCCGUCUUUUCCGAACGCCAGCCAGCUGGCGUCGCCGGAUUCGGCCGCGGCGCCCCCUCCCUCCCCUCCCAGCUCGGGUUGAAGCGCUUCUCUUACUGCCUAAUUUCUCGGCGCUACGACGACGAAGCCGCCGAGAGCGGCUCCGUCGUCCUCGACCCCGCCAAGGAGGAUUCCUCCGACGGCCUUAGAUUCACGACCUUCCUCAACAAUCCCGCGGCCGGUGCCGACGAAGGGUCGCCCUUCUCCGUGUACUAUUACAUCGGGCUGCGCGAGAUCGCCGUCGGCGGAAAGAAGGUCAGAGUCCCCCGCUCCGCCCUCGUCCCCAGCCCCAGCGGCGACGGCGGCGCCAUCGUCGACUCCGGCACGACGUUCACGUACAUGGCCCCGCCGGUGUUCGAGCCUGUGCUUGCCGCAUUCGUGGACCGCGUAGCGCACCGGUACAACCGGUCCGCAGACAUGGAGGCCCGAACAGGGUUGCGCCCGUGCUUCGCUCCGCCGCCGGAUGCGACGGAGGUGGACCUGCCGGAGCUAACCUUCCGCUUCAAGGGCGGCGCCGAGAUGCGGCUGCCGCUGGAGAAUUACUUCGUGUUCGCGGGGCCGGACAGGGCCGCGGUGUGCCUCACCAUCGUCUCCGACGGCGAUGGCGCCGCCUCCUCGGAUGUGGCCGGAGGGCCAGCGAUCAUACUGGGCAACUUCCAGCAGCAGGACUACUACAUGGUCUACGACUUGGAGAAGGGGCGGUUGGGGUUCCGGCGGCAGUCGUGCCUCGGGUCGUAGCCAACGGUGUGAACCAAUUAGUUUUCAUUAACCGCCAAAACGUUUCUUAAUCAAAUAAUUAUCGUGUGCUUUUUUGUACGGGAAAAAGGUGGUAAUUGACUUGAUAAAGUUUAAUAAAGUUGCCGUAGCUUUAAACUCAA
This is a messenger RNA of Musa acuminata subsp. malaccensis (wild Malaysian banana), 1698 nucleotides long. Its product is annotated as probable aspartyl protease At4g16563. Lineage: Eukaryota; Viridiplantae; Streptophyta; Magnoliopsida; Zingiberales; Musaceae. Gene Ontology annotation, biological process: proteolysis. Gene Ontology annotation, molecular function: aspartic-type endopeptidase activity. The record is from RefSeq and is a predicted model, not a curated record.